Molecule: messenger RNA, 1407 nt
Organism: Hyaloscypha bicolor E
Lineage: Eukaryota; Fungi; Ascomycota; Leotiomycetes; Helotiales; Hyaloscyphaceae
Product: alpha/beta-hydrolase
Exons: 1
Coding region: 378-1241 (287 amino acids)
Source: RefSeq, a predicted model, not a curated record
CAACAUCGGAAGAUCUCCGGUCAAGCUGACAGUUUGGUCUCGGCACCAUAUCGCAAGCUUUCAUUUGUUGUAUGGAGCUUUGUAGCCUAUAUGAGAAGCCUAGUAAGCUGGCAUUUUGGAAAUAAUUCGGGUUUCCGGAUGUAGGAAGAGCGGGCGUGUCAACGGAGGACUCUGGUAGACUCCGAGAAGGUGCCAAAUCCGAUUUCUUCUUGGAUGGGAUUAGUGAUGGCAGGAACCGGGAUCACAUUUCGUUUUAUAUAUGUGUCUCCAAGUGGAUGCCAGUUCUCUCUGUUCAGCAAACGUAAUCUUACUGCAGUACACCGUACAGUUUCCUCCUUCAGCCUCUCUGCUUUCAUUGAAACACCACACCCUUCAAUAUGCAACAUUCUAGUACCCAUCAAGUGGACUCUACCACAAGCCUCCAUGUUGUCUCCUCUGGAACUCCUGAUCCUCUCAAACCGACGCUCAUAUUCCUCCACUUCUGGGGUGGUUCAUCUCGCACCUAUUCAGCCACCAUCUCACACCUCUCGCCACACUUUCACUGCAUAGCUGUCGACUUCCGAGGCUGGGGCUCAUCUACUGGGCCCAAUGUACCUGGAUCUUACUCCAUCCACCAGCUCGCCAGCGAUAUCGAGACUCUUCUUCCUGGCAUGGAUGUCCAGGACUUCAUUCUCGUGGGGCAUUCUAUGGGAGGCAAGGUUGCUCAGCUCAUAUCAGGCAGGAAUCUCGUGAAAGGACUCAAAGGUAUCGUGCUGAUCGCUCCCGCGCCUCCAAUACCAUUUGAGCUUCCCUCGGACAUGAAAGAGCAGCAAUUGACAGCUUACUCGAGCGCCGCGUCGGCUGAGUUCGUCGCGAGGAACGUCCUCUCAGCUUCAAAGCUUUCUGACGUGACAAUUUCAGCGUUGGCAGAAGACAUGCUGAAGGGGAAUGAGUUUGCCAAGGCGGCUUGGCCUGAGUAUGCCAUGAGAGAGGACAUUGUUGAGGAGGCGAACAGGAUCAAUGUUCCGGUUUUGGUGAUUGCUGGAAGGAAAGAUAUCGUCGAACCUGUCGAAAGAGUCAGAAAAGAAGUGUUGGAGAAGAUUCAGGACGCUAGGAUGGUGGUGAUUGAAGAGUCUGGACAUAUGCUGCCGGUCGAAGUCCCCUUGUUGGUUUCGAGACAUAUUGAGCAAUUCGUUGCUAGGGUUGUUGCCCAGGAUUGGUCGAGGAAAGAAGGACUUGUAAGUCCCGGACAAAACUUUUAAGGAAAAUCUGAGAAAACGUAAAGGCUCCUUUUUGCUUGCCUUUCUCUCUCAUGUCGUUGCCGCCUUCCUUGUAAGGUUAGUGCGUCGUGGAGCGAGCAGUGCAGUCGAUCUAUGUACUACAUGCCAUGAUAAUAUCCUCAAGAACCUUAGAAAUUGUGCAAACGUA